Bufo bufo (common toad) is the source of this 5471-nucleotide messenger RNA. It is a transcript of the gene SOS1, whose product is annotated as SOS Ras/Rac guanine nucleotide exchange factor 1. Gene Ontology annotation, cellular component: plasma membrane. Gene Ontology annotation, molecular function: guanyl-nucleotide exchange factor activity; protein heterodimerization activity. Gene Ontology annotation, biological process: Ras protein signal transduction; positive regulation of GTPase activity. The record is from RefSeq and is a predicted model, not a curated record. The transcript is spliced from 23 exons. Lineage: Eukaryota; Metazoa; Chordata; Amphibia; Anura; Bufonidae. The coding region runs from base 925 to 4815 and encodes 1296 amino acids.
CUUUCCGUCCUCCCUGCAGCGCGCAGGCGCGGUGCGAGCCUCUUCCAACGGCCGCUGAGCACAACUAUCGGGAGAGAAUGCGGAGGGGAAACAAACAACAAUAAUAACAACAACUGAGUGACACCGCCAUUGACUUCCUGCAGGACCUCCGGCACCUGGCGCUGCCGUCUGGCGGGGAAGGCGGCCUGGGCGGCAGACAGAAGGGAGGGGAGCCGGGGUGUCUCACGGCCGGGGGGGCACUGGGGUCUCCCUGUGACGCCCGAUCUCACCCCUUGCCCUGUCAGUGCACCGACACGGAGAUGAGCUGCGGGUGAUCCCGUUGUCAGAGCGCUGCAGGAGGAGAGAGCACAGCCGAGGCCUCCUGUGUCCCCCGACACCCAGUGUCUACACACAGCUGUCAUAUAUGUACAGGCAGCCGCCCCCCUUCUCCCCGCACAGGGGUCCCUGCUCCCUCCAUAUGCUGCCCCUACUAAGGGGCUGCCAUCCUGCCGACGAGCUUCUGCCUUAAUACCGCUGCCUCUUCUUAAAGGGAUCCUCUGUGUUGGGGACGCGUGACAGUUCUGGUAGAGCCAGCCUGCGUGCUCCGGGGAUACAGCACAGUCAUGCAGGCGCCCCAGCUCCAGUACGACUUCUUCAGCGAAGAGAAUGCCCCCAAGUGGAGGAAUCUGCUGGUCUCCUCCCUCAAGAAGCGUUCAGCACUUCAGGUUCCCUUUAAGGAUUUAAAAUGUGUUCAAAAAUCUGAAACUGGGCUUAAAGGCGUUUUCCAGGACCCUCCAAAAUGUUACCAAAUGUCCAGAAUCUUUUAGAGCCUACUCAGCCCCCAGUUCUCCUAGCGUUGGUGCUGCUGCUCAUCUUGUUUUCCAGCACUACAGCGAUGAUGUCGGCGACUACUCCGUGUGACCGCUGCAGCCAGUCAGCGGCUUCAUGCAGUCACAUAGUAAGGUUCAGUUACAGGUCCAUCCCAACCUGGCAUCAGCUGAAGAUGCUCUCCAGUAUGUGGAAGAGUUAAUUUUGCAGCUGCUUAGCAUGCUUUGCCAAGCGCAGCCCCGCAGUGUCCUGGAUGUUGAGGAACGUGUGCAGAAAAGCUUUCCUCAUCCCAUAGAUAAGUGGGCGAUUGCGGAUGCCCAGUCUGCGAUUGAAAAGAAGAAACGGCGGAAUCCGCUCUCUCUCCCUGUAGAUAAAAUCCAUCCUUUGUUAAAGGAGGUUUUAGGUUAUAAAAUUGAUCAUCAAGUAUCUGUUUACAUAGUUGCAGUAUUAGAAUACAUUUCGGCUGAUAUAUUGAAACUCGCUGGGAAUUAUGUGCGGAAUAUCAGGCAUUAUGAAAUUACCAAGCAAGACAUAAAGGUUGCAAUGUGUGUAGAUAAGGUAUUGAUGGACAUGUUCCAUCAGGAUGAAGAAGACAUUAGUGUAUUGUCCUUAGCCGACGAAGAGCCAUCCACUUUGGGGGAACAAGCAUACUAUGACCUUGUGAAGUCCUUUAUGGCAGAAGUUAGACAAUAUAUAAGGGAACUCAACCUUAUUAUCAAAGUAUUCAGAGAACCUUUUGCCUCCAGCACAAAACUGUUUUCAGCUCAUGAUGUAGAAAAUAUAUUUAGUCGAAUCAUUGAUAUCCAUGAACUUAGUGUGAAGCUUUUGGGCCUUAUUGAAGACACCGUGGAAAUGACAGACGAGAGCAGUCCGCACCCAUUAGUUGGAAGCUGCUUUGAAGAUUUGGCGGAGGAAUUAGCCUUUGAUCCAUAUGAAUCCUACGCUCAGGAUAUUCUACGACCAGGUUUUCAUGAUCACUUUCUUGGCCAGCUUUCGAAGCCCGGUGCUGCUCUUUAUUUACAGUCUAUAGGAGAAGGUUUUAAAGAAGCUGUGCAAUACGUUUUGCCUCGGCUACUUCUAGCACCUGUUUACUACUGCCUGCACUACUUUGAAUUUAUUAAGCAAUUAGAAGAAAAAAGUGAGGACGAGGAAGAUAAAGAAUGUUUGAAGCAAUCCAUAACUGCCUUACUCAACCUUCAGAGCAGUAUGGAAAGGAUAUGUUCGAAGAGCCUGGCCAAAAGACGUCUCAGCGAGUCUGCAUGUCGUUUUUAUAAUCAUCAAAUGAAAGGAAAACAGUUAGCCAUUAAGAAAAUGAACGAAAUUCAGAAAAACAUCGACGGAUGGGAGGGCAAAGACAUUGGACAGUGCUGUAAUGAAUUCAUCAUGGAGGGCGCCCUAACACGAGUCGGGGCCAAGCACGAGAGACACAUAUUCCUCUUUGAUGGCUUGAUGAUCUGUUGUAAGUCAAAUCACGGACAACCUAGGCUACCGGGUGCAAGCAACGCAGAAUAUCGGUUAAAGGAGAAGUUCUUUAUGCGGAAGGUACAAAUCAAUGACAAGGAUGACACUAAUGAGUAUAGACAUGCCUUUGAGAUUAUCUUAAAAGAUGAGAACAGUGUUAUUUUUGCUGCUAAAUCAGCAGAAGAGAAGAAUAACUGGAUGGCCGCCUUAAUAUCGCUGCAGUACAGAAGUACAUUAGAACGGAUGUUGGAUGGGACUAUAAUGCAGGAGGAGAAAGAGGAGCAGUUGCGCCUCCCCAGCCCCAAGCUGUACAGGUUUGCAGAGCCGGACUCGGAAGAGAAUAUUAUAUUUGAGGAAAACGUACAACCCAAAUCUGGUAUUCCCAUCAUCAAGGCUGGGACUGUAGUGAAACUCAUCGAAAGACUAACGUAUCACAUGUAUGCAGAUCCCAACUUUGUGCGAACAUUUCUCACAACGUAUAGAUCUUUCUGCAAACCACAGGAGCUUCUGAGCCUUCUUAUAGAAAGGUUCGAGAUUCCAGAGCCUGAACCAAGUGAAGCAGAUCGACUUGCCAUGGAAAACGGAGACCAACCACUCAGCGCAGAGCUCAAAAGGUUUAGAAAAGAAUAUGUGCAACCUGUACAGUUGCGGGUCCUGAAUGUUUGCCGGCAUUGGGUGGAGCAUCAUUUCUACGACUUUGAGCGAGACGCUGAUCUGUUAGUGAGACUUGAAGAAUUUAUUGGAACGGUCAGAGGAAAAGCCAUGAAAAAAUGGGUUGAGUCAAUCACAAAGAUCAUUCAACGUAAAAAGCAAGCGCAAGCCAAUGGACCUAGCCACAAUAUAACAUUUGAAAGCCUACCACCCUCUAUAGAAUGGCACAUUAGUCGGCCGGGACAGAUUGAAACCUUUGACCUCCUUACAUUACAUCCCAUAGAAAUAGCUCGCCAGCUGACCUUACUGGAGUCUGAUUUAUACAGGGCCGUUCAGUCUUCUGAGCUUGUCGGAAGUGUAUGGACGAAAGAAGAUAAAGAAAUUAACUCCCCCAACCUCUUAAAAAUGAUUAGGCACACGACCAAUCUUACUUUAUGGUUUGAGAAAUGUAUUGUAGAAACCGAAAACCUUGAAGAGCGGGUGGUGGUGGUUAGUCGUAUCAUUGAAAUCCUACAGGUUUUUCAAGAGCUAAACAAUUUUAAUGGAGUACUUGAAGUUGUAAGUGCCAUGAACUCCUCACCAAUUUACAGACUUGAUAACACCUUUGAGCAAGUUCCAAGUCGUCAGAAGAAGAUUCUAGAAGAAGCUCAUGAAUUGAGUGAAGACCACCAAAAGAAAUAUUUGGCUAAACUCAGGUCAAUUAAUCCACCAUGCGUGCCUUUUUGCGGAAUUUAUUUGACCAAUAUUUUGAAAACCGAAGAAGGCAAUCCUGAUUUUUUGAAGCGACAUGGGAAAGAACUGGUGAAUUUUAGCAAACGGAGGAAAGUGGCUGAGAUCACUGGGGAAAUCCAACAGUACCAGAAUCAGCCGUACUGUUUACAAGUGGAGGCUGACAUCCGGAGAUUUUUUGAAAAUCUUAAUCCAAUGGGUAACAUCUUAGAGAAGGAGUUUGAGGAUUAUCUAUUCAAGAAGUCAUUGGAAAUUGAGCCAAGAAACGCUAAGACUCUGCCACGAUUUCAAAAAAAGUACAGUUAUCCCCUCAAGUCACCUGGUGUGCGGCCAUCAAACCCAAGACCGGGUACCUUGAGGCACCCUACUCCUUUACAGCAGGAACCUAGGAAAAUCAGCUACAGUCGUAUCCCUGAGAGCGAAACAGAGUGUACAGCGUCUGCCCCGAAUUCUCCCAGGACGCCACUGACCCCUCCGCUGCCUUCUGCUGCAUCCAGUACGACUGAUGUCUGCAGUGUCUUUGACUCAGAUACUUCAAGCCCCUUUCAUUCACGUUCUGCUUCAGUAUCUUCAAUUAAUUUCCCUAAGAACUGUGAUGAAAUGCAAGUUCCACCACCUGUGCCCCCUCGCAGAAGACCAGAAUCUGCCCCGACAGAGUCGUCCCCAUCAAAGAUCAUGUCUAAACACGCAGACAGCCCUCCAGCAAUUCCUCCGCGGCAACCUACGUCUAAAGUGUAUUCUCCACGGUAUCCAAUGUCUGAACGCUCUUCAGUUUCUGAAGGACCCGAGAGCCCCCCACUUUUACCACCUCGAGAACCAUUGCGCACCCCAGAUGUCUUCUCCAGCUCUCCUCUCCACCUUCAGCCUCCUCCUCUAGGACGGAAAAGUGAACACGCUACCACUUUCUUUCCUUAUAGCCCGUCGCCAUUCACCCCACCUCCACCACAAACUCCAUCCCCCCUUGGACCAAGAAGACAUCUGCCUUCUCCUCCCUUAAUAGUGCAAGAUCUAGAACCGCCUCAGAUUACUGGGCCUCCUGUGCCACCCCGACAAAGCACUUCUCAGCCUAUCCCAAAGCUCCCACCAAAAACUUAUAAAAGGGAGCCCCCACAUCCCUCUAUCCACAGAGAUGGGCCCCCGUUGUUGGAAAAUGCCAAUUCUUUGUAACACAGUGUAUUCUAAACACUAAAAACUUAUGUCUCUUCAAAUGAACCAUUGAUAAAAGGACUAAACUGUAUCGGCUCAGAAGGCCAUGCCUUUCGGUUACUUUACACCACGUCUCACUGCUAUUCCUGUCGGAUGCAUAUUGCGCCAUUACAAGAAUAGACUGUUGGUCAGGAAGGAAUAAGCCUUUUGCAAACCGUUAAAGAGUGACAGACGCAUUGUGGACACUUAAUGUCCAUGAGAUACAAACUAGAAUGUUAUGCACUUUUUUUUUUUUUAUAUAUAUAUAUAUAUAUACAUAUAUAUAAAAAUGGAUAUUUAUAUCCUACAUGAAUUCUCUUUUGCUUCGUGCCUCUGCUUUGAACAUGUUUUAUAAAUCACAAGAAGCUUUGUGAUGACUCUGUGGUACCCAACUUUCUACAAGUAUAGCGCUGUAAUGCCCGUUCAGUUUACAAACUGUUCCAUGUCUUCUUUUGGUACCUGCCUCAUCGAAGAGGUACUUUGUUUUUAUUUUAAUUUCCUUAAAAAAAAAUUUUUUUAUAAAGUCAAUUAUGGAGCCAGUUAAAAAAAGGAAAUUUUAGCUGGAAAGAAUGUGUAAUUAUUGCCUUCAAACAGGGGGAACGGUCUUAUCAUUAAAGCAGUAGCAAAGCUAUGUGUGA